Molecule: messenger RNA, 1649 nt
Organism: Mucor mucedo
Lineage: Eukaryota; Fungi; Mucoromycota; Mucoromycetes; Mucorales; Mucoraceae
Exons: 3
Coding region: 15-1622 (535 amino acids)
Source: RefSeq, a predicted model, not a curated record
CUUUAUAACACGCCAUGAACGAUACGACCAAAAAUCGACACCGAAAGAAGCGGUAUAGGCAGAAAGCCCAAGAAAUGAGAAAAACUAUGCGUCAAGAGAUUGAUGCCAUUCGAACAAAAGUGCGUGCUGCGUAUACUCUGGAGGCACAAAUUAACGUGUGUAAUUACAAACCUACAGAAGAAGAGCUCGAGUUAAUUUCUGAGAGAUCUUUUAACACCAAACUGUUGGAAAAGCUGGAAGCCAUCUAUUUCGACACCAACAAGACCACCGAUACCCCCCGCUCAGUUGAUAAUCGCCUGUACAGAGAAAAUCUUGUUAUGCUCCACUUCUUUUACCUUGUCCGAUUAGCUCAACAAGGAUUUCUCUACAUGAUUUCAGGCGCCUAUCCUGAUUUAGAACCCGAAGCUGUAAUUUAUCUAUGUGAUAAAAUGGUCGGUGCGUCUGUCUAUGCCGAAAAAUACCAGCAUAAAUCUGACAAGAACGACUUUAAAAGAGUUGCCUACAGAUUGAUGAGAGAUCUGGUGGAGGAAAAAGACGAACCCGUAGCAGAAGGUUUCAAGACAACAUUCAAACAAAUUGUGGACGUCAUCCAGAGUUUGAUCUUCCAAGCAUCAGAUCGUGAACAACAAUCAAAUACCACCACCAUUCCUCCCAUUUGGGUCGUUAUGCCUAAUGUCAGUAUGUUGGACAACAAAACUUUUGCUGUGCCCGGCGCAGUCCCCACUUUACCCUUCCCCGAAUCCAUGUUACCCGCUUUUUCUUCAGCCCACAAUACCUUCCCCAGCGCUGCGAACGAGUUAAAAAAGCAAGCUGAUCUUUUGGAAGAAAAAAGAAAAGCUGCCACAGCAGAGGACGCUGCAAACAGACAGGCUAAAAAGGAAAAAGAUGCCAAGGUGUUGGCCGCAAAGGAAUUAGCUGCAAAGGAAUUAGCCACAAAGCAAAUAAAUGGCAAUGCGGAGGAAGAGCAUACUGAGGAGGAGGAAGACGAGGAUAGUGAUGAAGAUGAUGACUAUGAAGAUGAAGAGGACAAUGAAGAAUUCAGUGACCAUUAUUAUGAGGAUAGAUUUGCUGAUGCUGAUACCUCUGAUGAGGAGGAACUUUUGACACAAUCAUCCGUGAAAGCAGUAGAAUUGACUAAAUCUGUUAGUCAAGCUAGUCAAUUAUCCAACAGCCAAGCUAGUCAAAUAUCCAACAGUCAAGCUAGUCAUGUAUCUAACAGUCAAGCAAGCCACGUAUCCAACAGUCAAGCAAGCCAUGUAUCCAACAGCCAAGCUAGUCAAAUAUCCAAUGGUCAAGCUAGUCAAACAUCCAAUGGUCAAGCUAGUCAAACAUCUAAUGGUCAAGCUAGUCAAACAUCCAAUGGUCAAGCUAGUCAAACAUUGAAUGCUCAAACUGUCCAAUCACCUAAUAUCCAAGACAAGACAGUAUCUAACAGUCAAGCUGGACAGUCUCCCGUUAUUAAAACUAGUCAAACAUCUGCAACUCCCGAAGUGCCCAAAGCCAAUACUAGCUGGCUCAAUUUCGCCGCAGCUUCACCUGAAGUGGAGACCCAUUCUGGACCAACCUCCCCUCGUAAUAAUAACAGAGGAAACAAACCAUACCAUGUCAAUCCCAGAUAUUAAAAUUAAUAAAUUUUAUGUAAAAGUACA